This is a messenger RNA of Parastagonospora nodorum SN15, 420 nucleotides long. RefSeq lists its product as hypothetical. The transcript has 2 exons. The record is from RefSeq and is a predicted model, not a curated record. Bases 1 to 420 code for a protein of 139 amino acids. NCBI's taxonomy places the organism in Eukaryota, Fungi, Ascomycota, Dothideomycetes, Pleosporales, Phaeosphaeriaceae.
AUGGCGGGCUUUACCCACUUCCUCAAAACAAUCCUCAUACCGCUCUUCCUCGCCGCCCUGCUCUACAUCCUCCUAGCCCUCAUCGUCCUCCCCUUCGUGCGCCGCCACCGCAGCCGCUACAGCCAGUACCUGCCCAUGCCCGCGGGCGUCCCGGAGUUCUCGUCCUCAUGGCGCACCAAACUCUCCGACGCGCUGUACAACCUGUUCGCGCCCUCGAGCUGGGGCCGCACGCAGCGCGUCGUAGAUGCCAGUGGCGAUGACGAGCUGUUUGAUGACGAGGAGGGAGAGGGUAUGAUCGGGUUUGACCCGAUUGAUGAGAGGCGAAGGGAGGCGCUUGAGCAGCGGCGUAGUAUGAUGGAGGAGGAGAGGCGGUUAGGGAGGGAGUUGGAGGAGGGGUUCAAGGAUGACAGCGAUGAAUGA